CUCGGUACAUUUGAACUACCGCAAUUAUUUUGACCAAAAAGCGGCAGAUUAUCGCGAUUUAACUCAUUUAAAUCCACUAAUUUAAGGCAUUCAAAUCCACAGAUUCUCGCGAUAUCGAUCGAAUAUUUGACAUUUCCUGUCGAAAUGUCAAACAGACGUCGCAGUAAACAAAAUGCGGUUAUCGAUUAUUUACGAUUUUGACGUAGAAUUGUUUGUUCUGUGUUUUAAAUGUAAUUAAAAACAGAAAACGGUCGCGCUAAGAUGGCAAACUCGAUGCAAGGGGUGUAUUCCCCGUUGCCGCAAAACCUCAGCGAUUCCGACUCCGAGAAGGAAAUAACCAUGGAACCUGUUUGUGGUGGGAAUAAUUCCUUAAAAAGCAGCAGUUUCGAUAGAAAAGCGUAUAGAAACAAUGGUCACCUGAAUUUCCACAACAUGACUGAGGAUGUGUUAAAGAUUAAGAGGGUAAACCCUAAAAUGACAACGCUGCGUAAGACGGCGUUUGUUUUUUCUAUAUUGCUUUGUUUUCUGCCUGUCAUUAUAUUCUUGUGGGUUCUACCCUGCUCUGAUUCAGAAACAUGCCCAAUUAAAAUAUCGAAUUGGGAGUUCCAGCAGGAGAAUAUUGAGCUAAAGGGAAAAGUCAACGUUGUACAUGGUCUCUUUAAAAACAACCUAAACUUGGCCAUAUUGUACAAAGGCUGUAAAUUAUCGGAAAACACCAAUAACGGACUGAUAUCUCUAUUGGGUUCCACGGGGGCUGUAGCAUGGGAUUUUCAUCAGGAACCAGAUCCGAUCACAAUGAAUUGCUCUGUGAUAGAUGCAGAUGGAAAUGGUUUGAACGAUUGUUUGGUUUUGGAUGAUAAAGGUUUAAAAGCUAUUGAAACUAUAUCUGGUACUGUUAUUUGGCAUGUACACAGUCACGAGUCUAAAAUGGCAAUAAGCGAACUAAGCAGCCCUGUGAAAUUAGUUGACUUGAAUAAAGAUGGCAUUACAGAGUUUAUAACUGUGUAUCAAGGUAAAAGUUUUUUAAUUGUUUGUGGUAGAAGUGGGAAAGCUUUGAGAAAUAUUAAAGUUAAUUGUAAUAAUAUUACAUCUUUGCAAUAUUUAAGUAAGAGAGAGGCUAUUGGUUAUACUUGUUGGAAUGAAACAAUUGUUAAGUUCUAUGAAAUCGCAAUACAAAACUUUAAAGAGAAAUUUGGGAAUGAUAAUUUUAAUUUAAAGCCAAUAAAAGUGUAUGGUAAAGAUAAAGAACAAAUAUAUACAUCAGGUAAUAGAAAAUUGGUUGUAAAUACAAAUGGCAAAUGCCCCUCGUGUUUUUCAACAGUUUCCCUGUAUGAUGACACCAAAAAACAACUAAAAACAUGGAAUUACACCAACACCUACAUAAUGAAACCUGAAACAUUCUCAUUUAAGUCAUCAGAAUCAAAUUUCAAGUCUCUUCAAGGGCACGUCAAUGGUUUUAUAUUAAAACUGUGGCAUUGGACUGACAAAACUGCUAUCAAAAAAAUCAGAAAACACAAAAGAAGUCUGCCAUUCUAUAAUGAAACCUCAUUAGUAUAUAAAAUAACAGAAAAAGUAAUGUUAAUUACAUUCAAUGACACCGAUAUCCAUACAAUUAAUGCCAGUAUGUUUGAUAUUACUCAAAUAUGUUUUAAAUAUGGUGAUCAAAGUGAAUGUCAGCCUGAUCAUAGAAAUCAGGAAGAAUCCCUAUUAAUUGCAGACUUGGACAGAGAUGAAAGUCAGGAGCUAAUUAACUAUUACAGUACUUUCACAAAAAGAAAUGAAGACAAUUCCUGGUACUUAACAUCCUAUCUCAAAGUAUUCAGACUUGAAAGUGAGCUACCCAAAUUGUAUAAACAAAAUUAGUUUCCCUCUUUAAAAAUGUCUACAGGGUGUUUUUGGCCCGAGUUCUGGAAUACAAAAAAUGUAAGCUGUCAAAGCCUUUUAGGUUUAUUCCGAUUCACCCUGUAUAUUAUAUGUAAGCACAAUCAAAAUUUUCUCCCACCUAAUUUUAAGACCACCAACACAACAUAAAUGUAUUAAUUUAAGCCAAAACUGUUUUUAUUUUUAAUGAAAUUGUUAAUAUAUUUAUUUAAUUGUUUAUUAUUGUAUAACAAAGGCCCACAAAAAAAACGAGUUGUUCAUGCAUGGCUCAGACCGUUCGUUUUUUUGUGGACCUGUGCAAUAUAUAUUAGAAAAAAAUUAAGGUUUGUUUGGGUCCAAAUUCUAAAUUAAAAAAACUCAAAACUAUUAUAAAUAUAUUUACCCAUAGGUUUGUUUCUACCGAGCAAUUAGACUCAUAGCAUUGAUGAACUUCUUCACUCAACGCUCAUAGACUGUCAAAUAAACGUCAGGAACAUGCGUAAUACGAAAAUAUGGUCGCAAUUUUACUAUUGCGCAUGUCCAUGACGUCCAUUUCUAAUGUUCUCUCUAUUUAAUAUUUAAUUAACUUGUAUAAAUUAAACUGCAUAUUAUGUGUAUGGAAAGUUAUAUGUGUUUAAUAAUAAAGUACUCUGCUAGUCAAUUUUAUCUAUUUUAUAUGUUACCCUGAUUCGAAAACUAAAAAUACCAUUGGCAACGUUGCGUACGUUUUAAGUACCGUUGUAAAUUUGAACUACCGCAUCAUUUUAACCAUAGAAAUAAUACUAGUAUUAUAUCUAUGAUUUUAACAAUGGGAUAGGGACAUAGAAAAAGGAUAGGGAGUUCGAUUUUAUCCUUCAUCGUGUGUACAUCGCUCCAUGAAAAAGUCUGAAAAUAGUUGACUUUGACCCAGGAAGGAUAAAAUGGGGUUCCCGGUAUAGAAAUAUACCUGUAUUUCUCGACAAUAUCGCAAGCUUUGUCCUUUCAGCGAGGAAUUUUGUGAUUUGUGCAAUUGAUGUAGUGGAUGUUUCAAGAUUUGAAAUUCCACAUGUCCGUGAGUGGAUGUCUUCGAGAAGCUCAAGGACGUUAAAACUUGUAACUGGGCAGUAAGAGCCUAAUUGGCUCAAGUCCAAUUCUCUCGAAAGAGAGAAUAACAAUUAUUGAAGAAGAAGAAGAACAAUGGGAUAAUCCCAUUGGGAUUACCACCACAGCUGAAACACCACCACAGAUUAUAAAGGUUACCACCAAUCUAAAGUGGAGUGGAGAUAAAUAAUUUAUAGUUAAUAAUUGAUAAGAUACGCUUGAAGAAUAAGAUAAGUAAAUUUUGUAGUGUUUUUCGGGGAUUCCCCAUUCAUUAAAAAUAACGUCAAUUCGACACGAUUUCGUUCAUUUCAAAAUUUUAUCGCGUUGGUUGAAGUUGUAUUCGCACCUUAUCGUCAAAACUGUUGCAUAAAAAUGGGUAAAAGCAAGAACAAAAACAAUUCUAAUAAACAAGCUGCCCCUGUGGGAGAGACAAAUAAAAAAAUCGGACAAGGAAAAAGUACAAAUAAGCAGAAUGAGAUUACAAAAAGUGUUGAAGAGAUUAAAAUUUGUGAAAAUAUUGCACAGACAACCCAGCCUGUGGAAGAGGGACAAAUGAGAGAUGAUGAAGAAAAUCAAAUAAGUAAAGUAAAAACCAUAGAAAACAAACAAAUUGCACAAGUUAAUAAAAGACUUGUACAGAAUGAAGAAAAAUGUGGCAUCCAUGGAUUGUGGUCUUAUCCAUGGCUCAGUCCAGUUUUGUGGACCUAUAAUAUAAUAAAAAACAUUUUUAAGCAUUUUACCGCGUUGGUUGAAGUCGUAUUUGCACCGUAUCGUCAAAACUCUUGCAUAAAAAUGGGUAAAAACAAGAACAAAAGCAAUUCUAAAAAACAACAGAACCAAGCUGCUCCUGUGGGUGAAAAAACUAACAAAAUCGGGCAAGGAACAAGUAAAAAUAAGCAGAAGUCACCAAAUACAACAAAUGAAAGUAUGAACAUCAGCACAGAUGUUAAAAGUGAGGUUAGUUUAGGUGUUGAAGGAAUUAAAAUUUGUGACAAUAAUGCACAGACAGCCAAAGAAAAGUCUGUGGACAGAGGAACAAUGGGAGACAUGGAAGACAUAGAAAACGAAGAAAUUGCACAAGUCAAUGAAAAAGUUGUCCAAGAUGAAGAAAAAUGUGCCAAAAGUGAAGAUACACCUACCCAAUUAGAAAAAAACAGCAUUAAAAUGGAUAAAAGCAAGAACAAAAGCAAUUAUAAUAAAGAACAGACCCAAGCUGCUUCCAUGGGUGAAACAAAUAAAAAAUCUGCACCAGGAAAAGGUAAAAAUAAACAUGGUAAGAAUGAGGUUACAAAAAGUGAGAAAUCACCAAAUACAACAAAUGAGAGUAUGGAAAUCAGCACAGAUGUAAAAGGUUUGGGUGUUGAAGAGAUACAAAUUUGUGAAAAUAAUGCACAGACAACCAAAGAGAAGUCUGUGAAAGGAGACGUUAAAGAAAAUCAAAUAAGUAAAGUAAAAACCAUAGAAAACAAAGAAAUUGCACAAGUCAAUGAAAAAGUGGUACAGAAUGAAGAAAAAUAUGUCAAAAGUAAAAAAAAACCUACACAAUUAGAAAAAAACAGUAGUAAAAACUCAGAAAACAAAAUACCUAAACAGUCUAGCAAAAUCGGAAAACAAAACGACAUUAAAAUGCAAGAAAAUACUCCCAAAAUACCACAAAUUGACAAUUCCAAAGAAGAAAUUAUGGAAAAUAAUGAUGAAUCAUGGGAGGAACAACAUGAUAUUGGUAAAUUUGAUAAUCUAAGUUUAAAAUCUAAAGAGGAGGACAAAGAUGCUCAACAAAGCACAUAUUUCAGUAGAUUAAAUCCUAAUGCAUCAGAAUGGCCAUCGAGUCCUGAAACAAGUUACAAAACUGAAUUUCACAAAGAUAACAAGGAAUACAAAAAGAAGAGUAGCGACGAUGGUAACUGGCGAAACAAAAAAGCAGGUUAUAACCAACAGAGGUCACCUUUUGAGUCAAAAGGUAAACCAGCUUGGUUACAAGAAAUUGGACUAAAAAGUGAGAAUACUGAGAGGAUCGAUGAUGAAUACAAAGAGUUUGAAGGGGCUUUUAAUAAAGUUAAAAGGGAUUUGCCUAACUACGAGUAUAAGAAAAUUGUUGAGCAACAAGCUGAUUUGUUUGCAAUGGGAAAAGAUUACUCUCUGGCGCAUUGUGUGGCUGAAGAUAUGGGAAUGGGCAGUGGAAUUGCUGUGCAGUUUAGACGCGAUUUUAAGAGAGUUGAUGAACUUCUAAGCCAAAAAGCAAGGCAAGGUGAAAUGGCUCUUCUAGAAGUAGAUGGUAGAUUCAUCUACUAUCUGGUUACAAAAAGAGAAUCUUCAGGGAAGCCAACCUACGAAAAAUUCUUUUCGUCUCUGAAAAAUUGGAGGAACCAUGUUCAACAACACAAUAUAAAAAAAUUGGCAAUACCUAGAAUAGGUUGUGGUUUGGACAGACUGGAGUGGGACAAAGUAAAAUUUAUGAUGGAAUUUUUAUUUAGAGACGUGGAUACCGAAAUUGUCGUCUGUAAUUUUCAACAAGCUGAAGACAGCACCCCUCCCAGGGUGUCCAACUGCAAAGUAGUAAACGUGGAUUACUCGAUAUCCGCAAUCGAAACAGGCACCAUAAUUCUCUACUGGGCCUCGGAAGACGGCCACGUGACAGACGUGAUCGCAGACCUGGACAAAAAGUUCAACAUACGGACCGACUACAAGUCGGCGAGAUGCGCUUUAGGCGAGGUCAUACGUCACGACAAAUCGCGUCAAGGUUACCUGAUCUACGGAUGCGUGGUCCGCAAAUGCUUCAAGGACGAGCUGGACUUUGCGGCGUUGCAAAGUUGCGUGAAAAACGUGCAGAAGGCGAACCGCAAGGAUUAUUACGAGUACGUCGGCGUGCAAGCUGUCAAGGAUAAGGAUCCCUUGAUGAACAAAAAGAUUGUCAAUAUUUUGAGAAAUUCGCUCACCAAAGUUGAUGUUUACGUUUGUUGGCCAGGGGAUUUAAAGAAUGAUAUGCCUCCGACUAGAUGAUUUUUCUUAAUUGCAUUUUUUGGGUUUUAAUUGUAUAACCCAAUACGCUAAGCUAGUAUCGGUAGCGCCAUCUGUUGAGGGAAGUUAUUAUCAUUAUUUGAGUCGUUUAGAAUCAAAAGCGAAAUAAAGUUAAAGUUAAAAUAAAUCCUUCAAACAGUGUUUUACUUAUAUUUACAAAAUAUUAAAUUUUAAAAAUAUUAUUUUUCAAUAAACAAAAUUAAUUCAGUGCAAAUUUUUUUGGUAUCUUUCACGAUUUUACAAAAGAGUAGUUACAUUAGAACAUGAAAGUUUUGUAAACUUGUUGAUUUUGAAUAUUUUAGUUUUUUUGUUUGCAGAUUUGGAAUAGUUUUGUUAUUUGGAUACUGUUUUUUUCAAGGUUUUUUAAAACCAGUUCAUUUUCCAUUUUAUAAAAUUUGUAUUGUUCUUUUUUAAUAUUCAAAAAUAGUAAACGGUAAAAAGAAUUUUUGAUGAAAGUUUUUUGGUAAUUAUUUCACGAUUUUGUGGACAAUAACAAUUUUACAGAAAUAUAAGUCAAUUUAAAAAAAUACAUUAUACCUACAAGGUGACCCCGAAAUGCCUGUACAAAAUAAUGUGAUUUAACUUAAUUUACUUUUAUUAAAAAACAUUUUUGCCCAAAAUUGAUUUUUUUUUAGGCCGAAAAAAUUAAAUUUAUUAAAAAACUUAAUGUAGGUUGUAGAGGGCGUAAUAAGUAAUAAAAAUAUUACUUUUUUAUCUUUAUUUCCCAAAAAAGGUAAACCUUGUAAAUGUCAUUCGAAUGGACCAAGUAACCAUUUUCGAGAUGUGCGUUUAAAUUUUUUUAAAACAAUGACAAAGUUGUACCAACUAAAUUUGAAGCGUCUCUUAAUGUAUAAAAACCCCCUAAAAUUAAAUUUUGUGCAAACACGUUUGUUUUUUCCAAAGUUAUUAAUAAAAUCGAAAAUGAACUUUCAACUUUGACACCCUUUAUAUUGGUUAUUAUCAACCUUAAAUUUAGUUUUAUAUCACAUUAUUUUGAUCUCAGGAAUAUGUGGUAUCAAUUUGUACAGGUAUAACAGGGACAAAAAUUGGCUUUUGUAUUUUUCUCCAAAUUAUUUUUGUCACAUAUUCGUUUUGAUUCUACACGACCCAUAGAAACCCCUAAAAAUCCAUAAAAUAAUGCAAAGAUACUCUUUCAGAAAAUUCUCUAUUAAUACAAAACAAAGUAAGUUUUUUGUGGAUUUAUUCUGGUUUUAUCAUUUUUUAAGCUUGAUUCUCCCACCAGACAGUGACAUUACAGAUACUUGCUUUGCACAUGUUUUGUGCAUAAAUUUGAGAAAGGUCAAUAAUAUUUAUAUUUCAUUAAUUUCAAUCUAAAUACAGUUUAAGUUGUUAAACUAAACUUUUUAUAAGUUUAAUAUUGACCCUUACUGAAAACGAAUAUUUAGGCCAUAACGGCCAUUUCAAGCGUACGGACGGGACAAAUAACAAAACUGUUUAAAAAAAAAAUUGUAGGUAACUUAUUAUAUAUUAUAUUUGCAUCAAAAUUGUCAAAUAUAUUCUUCUUUUAUUAGGCUAAAUAAUAAUAAAAAAAACGCAACAUAUAUUUUAUAAAAGUAGGGAUAAUUUUAAUUAAUAGGUGUGGAUGGGACAACAUAAAUCUUUUUUUGUCCAAUCCUCACCUUUCAAUUAUUAAAAUUAUCUUUACUUUUAUAGAAUAUUUCUUGCGUUUUUUUUUAAAUUUAAUGUAUAGCCUAAUAAAAGAAGAAUAUUUUGGACAUUUUGAUUCCAAAAUAUUAUAUAUUAUAUAAUAAAUUAUCUACAAUCUAAUUUAAAAACAGUUUUGUAAUUCGUGCGUUUCGCGCGCUUGAAAUGGCCGAUAAGUCACUUUUUGCUUUUAUUAUUUUUUUAGUAUAAUAUUAUAUAUUAUGUAUGUAAUUAUUUAAUUUAAUUUUAAAAAAUUAAUUACAUACACACCCUAUUUAAUAUAUGUUUAUAUAUUAAAGGUAUUGAUAAUAUCACAUUUAUUUUAUUGAAUAUCCGCUUUUUUCGAAAUUAAUUUACAAAGUGUCCAUAGAAUUUAUAAAUUUAGGAGCAGAUUAAGCAAGUCAAAAUAAGACGAAAAUCUAAAUAAUUAUUUUUCCUAAUUACAUAUGCUUCCACGAUACAGGGUGAUAAAGUGUUACUUAUCCUAUGAGUUUUUUUAAUAAACUUCUACUAUAUCUUGGAAACAUACCUAAGUAAUUAGGAAAAAUAUUUAUUUAGUUUUAAUUUUGUUUUAAUUUGCUCAAUCUUUUCCCAAAUGUAUGCCAAUAAGUUUAGGGACACCUUGUAUACAAAAGGAAAAAAAAUGGUUAACUGCUCUGAAAGUUAAAAAACAUUUUGGUUAUAAAUUUUUGACUAAAUGUAAUUAAAAAAGGUCAAUAAUUUAGGGGCGAUUUUAUCAUAAAAAAAAUAAAACUGAAAUAGCAAUUAUCUCUGAAACUAUAACAUUUUUUGUAGACAAAUAAAUUUAAAAAAUCAUUAAAAAAAUCUUUUUUACUUUCAAUUUUAAGUGCCUUUGGUGAGAAUAGGAUGGCAACCAAAAAUGUUGUCCCUUUGCACAUUUUUUUCAACUCAAAGAUUAAUAUUUACCAA
Molecule: messenger RNA, 8553 nt
Organism: Brassicogethes aeneus
Lineage: Eukaryota; Metazoa; Arthropoda; Insecta; Coleoptera; Nitidulidae
Source: the annotation of a GenBank genome assembly